Messenger RNA from Hypoxylon trugodes, 687 nucleotides. RefSeq lists its product as uncharacterized. The record is from RefSeq and is a predicted model, not a curated record. The coding region runs from base 1 to 687 and encodes 228 amino acids. Lineage: Eukaryota; Fungi; Ascomycota; Sordariomycetes; Xylariales; Hypoxylaceae. The transcript has a single exon.
AUGGCAGGCGCCGGUUGCUCACUAUUCGCGCCUUAUGUUAUCCCACUUGACGAUUCAUAUUACAAAGAUGAUCAAAACGACCCGGAAAUGCUGGACCCACAAACGACCAGUGACGAAGGUUACAGAGAAGGCAUUCAUAAUUUUCAAUUCAGUCGUCUGAACAAAUUAGUUGAAACCCACACCGCUGCGACGGUUGCAAAGAUUAAGGCCAAGAAACCAUACAACAACUACCACUCUCGCGACGCACAUAAUAAGCAUCAGAGAGUUAUCUGGCAAGGAAUUCGAGAGGCAGCUCAAGCUGAUCACGAUAUACCGAAUGCGUUGUUCUCCCCUCCACGAACAUAUAUCGAAGUGCGCGUAUCCCAAUGGCCCCUUUCAAGUCAUUACUGCUGCCCUUGUGACAUCGAUGAAAACGAAUGUGAAGUUAUCGAGAUACGAGCGCCAAAGGAUUCAGAUGACGGUAUUACUAAGGAUAUGUUUAUUCAAAAAGUGAGCGAGGCGCUUUACGGUCAAGCCUCGGAUACGAACAACGCCGGAAUUAGCAGCUACAGCAUAGGUGGUGAAGAGGAUAGACCAGUUAUUGAACGGUUCGAUUACAUGAUACAAGGUGGGGGUUCCGGCGACGGAGUCAAUAUCAUGGGACAUAUCUUCGCAUUAACCAAGGGUAUUCGUCCAAAGCCUUACUGA